AUGAAGCACCUUGAUCGUUUUCUACGUCAUGUCCAUGGCAAAGAGAAACCAGACCAACCGCCGUCGAUUGGGUCUGAGGUGUACUCCCAACCGCCGCCCAAUGCCUUUGCUCAAAAUGCGCCACAAGCCCGAAAUGCCCCGUCGGAGCCACUGAGCGUUUUCGCUCACUUCCUGGUUGGGACUGCCGGAGCUAUGUCGCCUGCCGAGUGGGAACGCGAUAUCAUCGAGGCGCAGAAAGCUCAUAUUGACGGAUUUGCGCUAAACAUUGCCCCCCAAGAUGACUAUACCGAUAGGGUUCUACAGGCAGCUUAUGACGCCGCUGAGAGGAUUGGCGACUUCUCACUUUUCAUCUCGUUCGACUAUCUAUCGGGAGGACCAUGGCCGCAAGACCGAGUCAUCACCAUAAUCAAUACGUAUAAGAGUAGACGAGCCCAAUAUCUCUACAAAGGAAAGCCAUUGGUGUCCACGUUUGAAGGCGUGGGGAAUUCGGGUGACUGGCCAAAUAUAAAGAGCGCGACUGGCUGCAUUUUUAUUCCUUCCUGGACCAGCCUUGCGCCAUCGGGUUUACACACUGUCCACAAUGUGAUUGACGGCGCGUUCAGCUGGGAUGCCUGGCCAGUUGGGGCAGAAGACAAGGACUCAUCUAGCGACAAGGCUUGGAUCGAUGCCCUUGCCGGGAAACCGUACAUGAUGGCUGUUUCUCCAUGGUUCUACACGAACCUUCCACAGUGGAAUAAGAACUGGCUUUGGCGUGGCGAUAACCUAUGGCAUUACCGCUGGCGCCAUGUGAUGGAUUUGCAGCCAGCGUUGGUUCAGAUCCUCAGCUGGAACGAUUACGGAGAGACGCACUACAUCGGGCCAAUUUACGAGCCGGGGGUCCCAGAUGGAGCUAUGCGCUUUGUGAAAGGCUGCCCCCAUGAUGCGUGGCGUGAAUUACUACCCCACUAUAUCGAUGCCUAUCGUCGGCAGAACGCGAUGAUCCGCGAGGGAGUGUCAAACCCAGGCGCGGUGACCUCUUAUGCCCCUAAACAACCUCUUCCGUAUAAGGACAAGAUUGUGUAUUGGUAUCGACUCAAUCCGAGCACCUCUGGAAAUGCCGGCGGAACAACAGGGAACAACCCGAACAUGGGCCAGCCGGAAUUGAAACCGGGAGAUGUGUCGGAGGAUAAAGUGUUUGUCAGCGUGCUAGUGACUGAACCAAGCGAUGUGCAUAUUCGCAUUGGCGAUGCAGCACCUACGAUCUUGUCUGCAGAAGAAUGUGGAGUAAACCACGUCUCUGUGCCUUUCAAUGGGCAGUCGGGGCCAGUACACUUUGCAAUUGUGCGCCAUGGCAGGGAAAUCGAGUCGACCAGGGGCCCUGCUAUAACGGAAAAUUGCGCAGACGGCAUGGUGAACUGGAAUAGUAUCUCUAACCACCAGCCCAGCUUGGCUUAUCGCCAGUAUGAGCGGCUGCCUGAAACCCUCCACUUCGACUACCAGCCUCCGACUGCUGCCCCCCCUGCACGCCCCAACGUAAACCCAGCGACAAUCAACCCCGCGGACUACUCACAGUCGUACUGCGAUUUUAUGACUGAGAACCCCACCAUAUUCCACGCCGUCCACAGUUUCGCAAAGCAACUCGAAGGCAAGGGAUACCGGUUCCUUUCCGAGCGGGAAUUAUGGACGCCGAAGCUCGAACGUGGAGGAAAAUACUAUACUACACGGAAUGGAAGCUCUCUCGUCGCAUUCUCCGUUGGGUCUGAGUACAAGAGUGGUAACGGCCUCGCUAUCGUCGCCGGCCAUAUCGAUGCCCUAACAGCCAAGCUCAAGCCCGUCUCCAAGCUUCCCACCAAGGCUGGCUACACCCAGCUGGGCGUUGCUCCUUAUGCCGGCGGUUUAGGCAAGACUUGGUGGGACCGUGAUUUGUCCAUUGGUGGAAAGGUCCUCGUCCGCAAUUCCAGCACGGGCAAGAUCGAAUCCAAGCUUGUUAAGCUGGACUGGCCGAUUGCACGCAUUCCAUCGCUCGCGGAACAUUUUGGUGCCCCUGCGCAGGGACCUUUUAACAAGGAGACACAGAUGGUGCCUAUCAUCGGAGUUGACAACUCUGACCUCUAUGAAUCCGCUGGCAAAACAGACACCGCUGCGGCUGACGAGGGAAUUGAGCCUGGCACAUUCGCCGCCUCGCAAUCCCCCAAACUCGUCAAGGUGAUCUCUAAAGAGCUUGGCAUCACAAACUACAGCAGCAUUCUCAGCUGGGAACUCGAGCUGUAUGACAGCCAGCCGGCACGCCUGGGCGGUCUUGAAAAAGACUUCAUCUUUGCCGGUCGUAUCGACGACAAGCUCUGCUGCUAUGCUGCACAGGAAGCCCUCAUUGCCUCCUCGGAUGACACCUCCCCCGCGUCAAUCAAGAUGGUCGGAUUUUUUGAUGAUGAAGAAAUUGGUAGUUUACUCCGCCAAGGAGCUCGCUCCAACCUCAUGUCAAGCGUCAUCGAACGCAUCACCCAAUCCUUUGCAAGCUCAUAUGGCCCCGACCUGCUUGCUCAAACUGUUGCAAACAGUUUCCUUAUCUCCUCAGAUGUCACACAUGCCGUUAACCCCAACUUCUUGAACGUGUACCUCGAGAACCACUCGCCGCGCCUCAACGUUGGUGUCUCUGUGUCUGCUGACUCAAACGGCCACAUGACUACCGACAGCGUUAGCUACGGGUUCAUCAAGCGUGUCGCUGACCGAACCGGCUCUGAAAUACAGGUCUUCCAGAUUCGGAAUGACUCGCGGAGUGGUGGAACGAUUGGUCCAAUGACCAGUGCACAGAUCGGCAUGCGAGCUAUUGAUGUGGGGAUCCCGCAAUUGAGUAUGCAUAGUAUUCGUGCGACGACGGGCAGCCUCGACCCUGGGCUGGGUGUUAAGCUUUUCAAGGGAUUCUUCGAUCACUUUGAGGAGGUGGAUAAGGAGUUUACUGACUUUUAA
Molecule: messenger RNA, 2946 nt
Organism: Aspergillus versicolor CBS 583.65
Lineage: Eukaryota; Fungi; Ascomycota; Eurotiomycetes; Eurotiales; Aspergillaceae
Exons: 5
Coding region: 1-2946 (981 amino acids)
Biological process (GO): proteolysis
Cellular component (GO): fungal-type vacuole
Molecular function (GO): zinc ion binding; metalloaminopeptidase activity; glucan endo-1,3-alpha-glucosidase activity
Source: RefSeq, a predicted model, not a curated record